CCCCCGCCGCGCGCUGCGCCCCGCCCCGGGACCCGGGAACUCCGUGACCCCGCGCUGCGGCCCGCCGGCGCCGGCCGCAGCAUCCCGAGACCGCGCAGUGCUCCGGGUGCGGUUUCCAGACCAUCCGAGAACCGUGUUGAAUUAACAAGGCCGCGGCAUAAACAUUGAGCCCAGGGAGGAGACAAAGGGGAGCUAGCACUCCUUUUAAAAACCUCAAACAUGGGAAAGUCUCUUUCUCAUUUACCUUUGCUUUCAAAUAAAGAAGAUGGUUAUGAUGGGGUCACAUCGUCAGACAAUAUGAGGAAUGGAUUGGUUAGCAGUGAAGUACAUAAUGAAGAUGGAAGAAAUGGAGAUGUCUCUCAGUUUCCGUAUGUGGAAUUUACUGGAAGAGAUAGCGUCACUUGCCCCACUUGCCAAGGAACGGGAAGAAUUCCUAGGGGGCAAGAAAACCAACUGGUGGCAUUGAUUCCAUAUAGUGAUCAGCGGUUACGGCCAAGAAGAACAAAGCUGUACGUGAUGGCAUCUGUGUUUGUCUGCCUGCUCCUCUCUGGAUUGGCUGUGUUUUUUCUUUUCCCUCGAACUAUUGAUGUGAAGUAUAUUGGUGUAAAAUCAGCCUAUGUCAGUUACGAUUUAGAGAAACGAACCAUAUAUUUAAAUAUCACGAACACACUAAAUAUAACAAACAAUAACUAUUAUUCUGUUGAAGUUGAAAACAUCACUGCUCAAGUUCAGUUUUCAAAGACAGUUAUUGGGAAGGCACGCUUAAACAACAUAACUAACAUUGGCCCGCUUGACAUGAAGCAGAUUGACUAUACAGUACCCACAGUUAUUGCAGAGGAAAUGAGUUACAUGUAUGAUUUCUGUACACUGACCUCCAUCAAAGUGCACAACAUAGUACUCAUGAUGCAAGUCACUGUAACAACAACAUACUUUGGACACUCUGAACAAAUAUCUCAGGAGAGAUACCAGUAUGUCGACUGUGGAAGGAACACGACUUACCAGUUGGCCCAGUCUGAGUAUCUAAACGUCCUGCAGCCACAACAGUAAACUCUAAAGGAGAUGUAAUUAGAGCCGAUGACACAUCUGAGACAUCUUCACAACUGUCAGUGAGGAGGUACUGCCUAGAAGGACGUCUUUAAUUGAGCAUAUCUAAAGUUUACACUUGGACAUUGAGGCUUCAGCUAACAGAAUCUGGUCCUUAUACAGUUACUGGACUUUCGUUCCACACUGACGAUUUGCUCCUACCAAGAGCUUUUACUAGAUCGUAAGUUAACUGAUUGGCUUUCUUCUCACCUUUGUUCCCUGGGUAAAAUAUUGAGACUUCCUCUAAAUACAAUAAAGGAUUAUAUAAAAGCGAUAGAUUUAAUCUACAUCUCUUGAUAAUAUAGUUUAGACUUGAACAUAAUUUGAAAAAUAACUUCUGAAGAUUUUUAUAAGAAAUUAUUGAAAACCUGUUGUUCAUGGAGGACUUUUAAAAACUGAUUUGUUUUAUAAAUUUCCCAUUCUUAUAUGGUAGUCUUUUAACUAUAUGGUAGCAUAGCUAUUAGGUAAAAGUUUUUAGCCUUUAAUUUGUUGAAAUUCUACUCAUUUGCAUGUUUUUGUCUUACUUCUAGCUAAUGGUUGCAUAAUAUUUACCAACCAUAACAGUCUGCCAAAUUCUGUUCUUCACUUUGUAAGAACCUCUCAGUAAGUGUUUCAUGUAUAGCUUUUGAAAAUUCUGUGUGAUCUCCAAAUAUAUUCCUUUAAUGUACAAUAUUGUAAAUAAACUGCAUGGCUUUUACACAUCUUUGAUAAAGUGAAAUGAGGUGGUACAGAUUAAAGAGUAAAGUAAGUUGUUCACUAAAAAAACAAAGGAGGAAAGUGAAGUUCAGAAGCCUGUAAGCAUCAGUAGGUCCCAGCUAUAUGUGGACUCUGGCAUGUAGCAGAUGCAUAAGAAAACAUUUUGAUGUUUUUCAUGUUGAUUUUCACAUUCAGAAUUAUAUAGACACUUUUCACGGUGAUUAGGUAUCACCAAAUUUAUGAGUGUUUUAGGG
Acomys russatus (golden spiny mouse) is the source of this 2033-nucleotide messenger RNA. RefSeq names its product transmembrane protein 106B (gene Tmem106b). Gene Ontology annotation, cellular component: lysosomal membrane. NCBI's taxonomy places the organism in Eukaryota, Metazoa, Chordata, Mammalia, Rodentia, Muridae. The transcript has 9 exons. Bases 220 to 1047 code for a protein of 275 amino acids. Gene Ontology annotation, biological process: lysosome localization; dendrite morphogenesis; lysosome organization. The record is from RefSeq and is a predicted model, not a curated record.